Hyla sarda is the source of this 1866-nucleotide messenger RNA. RefSeq names its product carbohydrate sulfotransferase 5-like. Gene Ontology annotation, molecular function: N-acetylglucosamine 6-O-sulfotransferase activity. NCBI's taxonomy places the organism in Eukaryota, Metazoa, Chordata, Amphibia, Anura, Hylidae. Gene Ontology annotation, biological process: N-acetylglucosamine metabolic process; sulfur compound metabolic process; carbohydrate metabolic process. Bases 105 to 1265 code for a protein of 386 amino acids. The transcript has 2 exons. Gene Ontology annotation, cellular component: Golgi membrane. The record is from RefSeq and is a predicted model, not a curated record.
GGGCACUAUCACGACACCGUGAUGCAACACUUCUCAGCAUGUCAGUGCAAUCCUGACAUAUAGAUCUACAUGCUCCAGCUACAGUGUUUCCUAACCAGGACACUAUGGUCAAGAUAAGGAUUAAUGGCUCAGUGGUGAUAGGACUUCUUGUGGUUCAAACUAUAUUUCUGCUUGUAUUGUACUCAAGACAGAGCAUUCACUUCUCAGAUACAGAUGGCAAGGAGAAAGUUCACCUUCUUAUUCUUUCUUCCUGGAGGUCAGGGUCUUCUUUUGUUGGCCAAAUCUUCAGUCAGCACCCAGAUGUCUUCUACAUGAUGGAGCCUGCAUGGCAUGUGUGGGUGACCAUGUUUCGGAACAGUGCCAAGGUUCUCCACAUGGCAGUAAGGGAUCUUGUAAGAUCAGCAUUCUUGUGCGACAUGUCUGUUUUCGAUGCCUAUAUGCCUAAAGAGAGGAACGUUUCUUCCCUGUUCCAGUGGCCUGUCAGUAGAGCCUUAUGUACAGUCCCAGCCUGCAAGUUCUUUCCCCGUGAUGAAAUAACUAAUGAGAUGUCCUGUAAAACUCUAUGUGGUAAAUAUCCGUUUCACAACAUUGAACAGGCCUGCACCACCUACAGUCAUGUGGUUAUUAAAGAGGUUCGCUUCUUUGACUUGAAAGUGUUGUAUCCCCUUCUUAAUGACCCUUCCCUAAACCUAAAGAUACUUCAUUUGGUUCGGGAUCCUAGAGCAGUGGCAAAAUCCCGGGAGCAGUCAAGAAAAGCAUUAACAAGAGACAAUGGAAUUGUCCUUAACACUAAUGGGACAAAAGUAGAUGACGGCAAGUUUCAGGUGAUCCAGGAGGUCUGUCGAAGCCACAUGCAGAUAUAUGAAACGGCAGCACAUAAAGCUCCCAACUUCCUUAAGAACCGAUACAUGCUAGUGAGGUAUGAGGAUGUGGUUCAAGACCCCUUGCGAGAGAUCUCUGAGAUGUAUAAAUUUGCUGAACUUAAACUUACAAACAAACUUGAAAAGUGGAUCUACAAUAUCACACAUGGCCAAAGUCCUGGAAAUCAGAAAGAAGCCUUUUCGAUCACAUCUCGCAAUGCAGCCAACGUUUCUCAGGCUUGGAGGAAUGUUCUCCCCUUCGAGAAAGUGAAAAAAAUACAAGAUGUAUGUAAAGGAGCUAUGAACAUGUUAGGGUACCAACUUGUAAACUCUAACGAGGAGCAGAAAGACUUAAACAUGGAAGUUGUGUUGCCAAGGAGACAGUAUCAGUUCAGUUGGUCAUAGUUUCAAGGCAUCAAGUGACUUUUGCACUUUUAUUAUUUAGGUUUUUUUUCUUUAAUAUUUAUUAGUUUUGACUUUAUGAACUGUGAAACAUUUUUUUAAUGAUUUCUUAUUUGGAGUGGAUAAAAUAAAUAAAUAAAUAUAGAAUUAAAGAAUAUUUACAGUGAAGUCAGAGAUGGAAUUAGUUUUAUAUUUUUGUAAUGCGCAGGGUAAAUGUAUAUACAAUACAGUAUGUCUUAAAAUAAAACAAAUCUCUGGGUAGUUAACAGAUUUUUAUGUUCUCUUGCCAGUAUAUUAGGUACACCUUCCUAGUGCCAGGUUGGAACACCUUUUGCCUUCAUUAUUUGCUGAUACUUUCUACAAGGUGCUGGUAACAUUGUUGAGAUUUUGGAUUUGAUGACCUCUCGCAGUUGCUGCACAUUUGUCGGCUGCACAUCCAUGAUGUGACUCUCCUGUUCCACCACAUCCCAAAGGUGAUCUAAUGAAUUGAGAUCAGGUUACAGUGGAGGCCAUUGGAGUACAGUGAACUUAUUGUCAUGUUCAGGAAACCAGUUUGAGAUGAUUUGGGAUUUUGGACAUGGUGCAAUAUCCUGCUGGAAGUAGC